Molecule: messenger RNA, 699 nt
Organism: Dreissena polymorpha
Lineage: Eukaryota; Metazoa; Mollusca; Bivalvia; Myida; Dreissenidae
Product: homeobox protein CDX-4-like
Exons: 1
Coding region: 1-699 (232 amino acids)
Biological process (GO): regulation of transcription by RNA polymerase II; animal organ morphogenesis; cell differentiation
Cellular component (GO): nucleus
Molecular function (GO): RNA polymerase II transcription regulatory region sequence-specific DNA binding; DNA-binding transcription factor activity
Source: RefSeq, a predicted model, not a curated record
AUGAAAGCACAGGGUAUUCAGCAACUAUCAUAUCAGCUGGUUAAUUCAAGACCGCUGUCUUUGGACUCCACGUUGACGUCACACAUAUUCGGCGCGAUGCCGACGUCCACAGCAGGUUCGGUUCGGUAUCGCCCGUACAUGGAUCGAGAUGUGACACCAAUCAACGGACAAACACGCUUUUCUGAUUAUAAAGUCCGCAAUUCUAGUGCAUAUUCUUGCAAGUAUUCACAACAACGAACCGCUGGUGAAUGUUAUAGCCAACUAAACUACGAUUAUGCAGGUCCGUACAUGGGUUAUGAUCAUUCCUAUUUGUCAACGCUGCGGUCAUUACAGGAAGUGUGCAGUAUUGGCACUACAAUAAACGGAUUGGCUUGCCUCAGUGACACGUCCAUGCCAUCAAUAUCACCUCCGCAUGGAAAACACAAUCCUGACGCAGUGGCCAGCGCGAAAGGUUCGAUGAACAGUGUUGCCGGAAGUACUAAUUGUGAGCAUCCUUUCUAUGCUAGACGAAGCGCAGCCACCCCUGCAGAUGGCAUGACUCGAACACGUGACAAGCAUAGGGUCGUAUACACCGACAAGCAGAGAAAGGGACUGGAACGGGCAUACGAUGAGGACAAGUUUAUUACCAUGGAGGCCAGAGACAAACUCUCCAAGGAGUUGGAACUCUCGGAUCGACAGGUACAAAUCUUACUUACGUAA